Racocetra persica is the source of this 255-nucleotide messenger RNA. NCBI's taxonomy places the organism in Eukaryota, Fungi, Glomeromycota, Glomeromycetes, Diversisporales, Gigasporaceae. The record is from the annotation of a GenBank genome assembly.
CUGCAAUAGUGGGUGGUGUAAUAGGCUCCAUUAUUUUUGUUGGCGCAUUAGUAGCUGUUGGCAUCAUAUUGUAUCGAAGAAGGCACAAACCAAGAAAUGUUGUAACAACUGUCAUAGCAAUGUUUGAUUAUGUGGGAAAAGAGGCAAAUGAUUUGAGUUUUAAAGCAGGUGAUGUUAUUGAAGUACUUGAGAGAGGAGAAGGGCCCAAUGAUUGGUGGGUGGGUAGAUUACACGGUGCUGUAGGUGAAUUUCCUG